Messenger RNA from Galdieria sulphuraria, 1249 nucleotides. Its product is annotated as thioredoxin-like protein. Bases 42 to 641 code for a protein of 199 amino acids. The transcript is spliced from 6 exons. The record is from RefSeq and is a predicted model, not a curated record. NCBI's taxonomy places the organism in Eukaryota, Rhodophyta, Bangiophyceae, Galdieriales, Galdieriaceae.
AAAUAAUUAUAAAGAUUGUGAAAAUUGGAAUUGAACGGAUAAUGGCUUCCAACUGGCCUCCUCUUCCUAGACAGCCGAUCGGUACUGCAUGGGGUCCUCGAGGAGCUCCCAUUCAAAUGGAAGUGUUUUUGGACUACUGUUGCCCAUUUUCCAAAAAAGCGUUUUUCAUACUGAUGGAUCAAGUGCUUCCUGCAAUGGAAGAGAAGAUAUGCUUUUAUUUCCAGCAUCAAAUACAGCCUUGGCACCCCCAAUCCACUCUCUUGCACGAAGCAGCAUUGGCAGUGAAACAAAUCGAUCCUGACAAGUUUUAUCCGUAUUCUCGCGUAUUAUUUGAAAACUUGGACAAUUUUAUUGAUCAAAAAGUGUAUCAGAAGAGUCGCAAAGAGAUGUAUGAACAAUUGGCAAAGUUAGCAAAGGAAGUUGGAAUUGAACCGGAGCAAGUUUUAAAAAAGUUGGAAAUCCUGGAUACUAAGGAAGGCAAUGAUGUAACGGCAGAUUUAAAGUUGAGUAUUCGAUAUGCUCGUCAAUUAGAUAUUCAUGUAUCACCUACUUUCAUGAUCAACAGAAUGAAAGAUCCUGUAGCUUCAAGUUCUUGGUCAGUUCAUGAAUGGAAGGAAAGGUUGAGUCCGCUUUUGUCAUAAAAUGAUGUCUGUUCUUUUGUUUGUCUAUUAGACAACCAUUCCUGUUGCUUUAAAAGCAAAGCAAAUCACCGCCGUCCCCACUUUUCACGUCUUUAUUCUAACCUAAGACUGCAUUGACUUCGGUGUAUGUUAUCCCGUGAGGAUGAGACGACCAACUGUUGAGUGAAACGAGCAUAGCGUAGUUUUUGAGGAGUUGUUCAAACUCUCCUCUUUGCUGGUGGUUGCAGUUUCUUCUGAGACUUUUUAUGUCUUUUGGAAUGAAACUGUGGACGACCACAGAGAAGGAGCUUUGGAAGCCUCUUUAAAAGUUACGUUGUAUGCCAAUAUAUGCUCAAGUUUCGGAAAGGUAGCUGAGCGGGUUGCCAAGUUUGUAGUCGAGGGUUGUUAUGUAGUAAAGAGUGCCCGUGUUGAAACAAGUUUUAUAUGCGCUCCCAACUUUGAGUGGCGACGCAAUAUUUGAACCCAUAACAGGUUCCAGUUGAUGAAGAUCAAUAAAGUGCUUUCAGUUGCUGAUAUUCUUUUCUCUUGUUGUAUCAAGAUACUCAGUAACGUUGCCUCGAGAUAGAAGGAUAUCUCUUAUAUAUAUAUAUAUAUAUUAGGGAUUGUGU